Plasmodium vinckei vinckei is the source of this 1395-nucleotide messenger RNA. Its product is annotated as conserved Plasmodium protein, unknown function. NCBI's taxonomy places the organism in Eukaryota, Apicomplexa, Aconoidasida, Haemosporida, Plasmodiidae. The coding region runs from base 1 to 1395 and encodes 464 amino acids. The transcript has 2 exons. The record is from RefSeq and is a predicted model, not a curated record.
AUGAAGCUAAGUAUUAAAAUAAAGAAUAACACCUCGUCCAACAGCAGUAGCAGUAGUGGACUUGGUAUGACACAUUUAACACAAAAUGGAGAUAAUAUUAUGCAUAAAUAUAAAAAAAAAAAUUUGGAAAUGAGGAAAAUGAAAGGUGCAAUAAUUACGGGGGAAAAAUUAAAUGGAAAAAUGGCUAGUGGUACGUCUCUCAGGGCGUUAGGAAAUGAAAAUAGCUUUAAGCUUAAUGCGAAUUUAAUUAACGAAGAAAAGGAAAAAUCAGAAAAGAAUAGCUAUAACAAUAGAUAUAAUUCAAACAAAUCAUUUACAAGUAGCACACCCACAACUCGAAAAGUUCCGAAAAAAAAAAAAAAAAAAAAAAAAAAAAUGAAAAAUGACAUGAACGGCAAGGUAAUAAAAAGAAACGGUGAUUUAACUAACGAACCAAUUGAUAAAAAAAAAAGCGCUUCAAAAAAUAUAUCAAAAAAUUUUAAUUUAAAAAAAAAUAAUAUAAUUUCUUCAAAUAUAAAUAUUACAUCAAACACAAAAAAAAAUUAUAAAAACGGAAAAAUAUUAUCACAACCUGAAAAAAUAUUAAAAAAAAAUAAUAAUAAAGUCUUAAAAAAUAAUAUAGAAGGAAUGGAACCAAAUAUGGAUAAUAAACAAGUUGAAGAAAAUGUUGAGCAUGAUGAGACAAUAAAAAAUGACGACAAAUCAAAUGAAAUAAAGACACAUACACAAAGUGGCCAAGAUGAGUCUAUGCAAAAAACAGAUGAAAUAAAAGAAAAUAUACAAAACAAACAUGUAAAAAAUGAAAGUCUAAAUGAAGAUAUCGAUAAAGAAUCUUUUAAAAAUUCAUCAAUAAAUGAUAAUAUACAAAAAAAUAAUAAAAAUAAACAAGAUAGUAAUGAAAAAAUGAAAGGAGAUGAAUUUAAUUUAGGUAAAACACAUAUGCGUACAUAUGAAACAUCAACUCCCCAUUUUAUAAAAGGAAUAUAUGAUCCAACUAAUGAUAUAUUUUCUGAGGAAAAUAAAAAAAGUUCUUAUAUCAGUUUAAGUAAAACAACUCCCAGUUUAUUACCAGGAUAUAAAUCUGUAACAUUUGAAGAAUUAAAUAAUCCAAAUUAUAAUACUAUAAAUAAUAUAAACCAAAAUAGUAUAUACCCAUCAUCCAUGUUUUAUCCCCCUUUUAAUUUUAUACCACAUAUGAAUUGUACAAAUUUAAAAGAAGCUUAUAUUUUAAAAAAUCAUGUAACAUUACAUAAUUCCUUAUUAACUUCAGCUGAUAUAUCGAAAGGUACUAUACAUAGACAGUACAAUGUUGGAGUUACAUACCCAUAUGGGGUUCCUUAUAUUGACGUUAAAAAUAUAAAGAAUUCAUAUGGCAAUAAAAAGACAAAAGCAUGA